GCAUGCGAUUCAUGUUUGCUUAGGGGGUCGCGUUGUCGCUUUGGGGCUAACUACCUACUAAUCUUGAAGCUUAUCCAACAUGAGGUGAGGAGCAGCAAUGCACUUGGACCUUCCAUAGCACCCAACCAAAACAAUACCAGGCCACAAACUACCUUACUCCAUGAACCCACCACCAAGUCCUCCAUCACAGGCGAGCUCCCACUUUCAGCUUGAACCAGUUCCUGCUGCAAUACUGGCCGAUAAAGAAGUCAAAAGGCGCGAUGCAAUCGCACUGUUGGGAGCCUGCAAGACAGGAUGCAAAGCCAUUGACGAGGAGGUCAUGUUAGGCGGCUUUGAACGCGGAAGUGUUGUGGGUAUCAGCGCUGAAGAUGAAGAGCUAGCGGUUCAGCUUGGUCUCCAGACCCUUGCACAUUCACUUUGUGAAGGUACGGUUACAAGUGGCCUGCUCAUCACUCCCAGGCCAGCAAGCGUAAUGCUGGCUGGGCUGAGGGACGCGGUGAAGGCCGAACUCGAGGCCAAAUGGUGCGCAAAGGAUACUAUAAAGAUGAAACUCAGACAGUGUCUCGAAAAAGUCAUGCUGUCUUGUGUAUUUGACUUGAAUGGUCUAUGGGAGGCACUGGCAGAUCUGGAUUGCGAGUUGGUUGAAGAGAAGGAUGAUGCGCCGCAGGAACAAAGGACAACAAAUAGACAACGUGAAACAACAUAUCAGUUUGACGAGAUCCAGGACAGUCAGGAUGACGAUGAUGAGGCUUUCUCCCCCAUUCAGCAAGCUUCGCAGCCACGAGCAGAGAAGCCGUAUAGCAAGACACCACAGCACCCAGACGUCAUCGUCAUUACGCAUUUCUCAUCUCUUCUGACAAGUCUCUUCUUUCACCGCGAGAAAUCAGCGGCGCAUGCCGCCCUUCAACUUCUGAGCCCACAUCUCCGCGAUCUCUCGCGCAAUCUGCCAUCGAAACCACUGAUUCUUCUACUGAACUCGACAUCAGCGGUUUCCUCGGGUCCAGCACUCGCAACCGUAGCCGCAACUUCACCAGCGAAGCAAAGCCAAGUUGACCCAACACUACGAUCCAUCUUCAACCCACCCCCAUCCACCGGCUACAGCGCCCGGCGUACGAAACCCAACUUCGGUCUGAUAUUUACGCAGCUACUGGACUUGCACUUACUAUGCACAAAAGUCCCGAAGACAAGGCAGGAUGCUGAGGGAACAGCGAGGCAACGUCCUGGGGAUGAGAUUGAGAUGGUAUGGGUCGUAGAGGUGUUGUUGGACGAGCUGGGCGUCUGGGAAGGCAAUACAGGAUCUAGGCCAGGGAGAGAGCAGAGAUGGGCGGCCGUGAAACUUGAGAGGGGGAGAAUCGGAACAGCAAUUGAUGAGAAGGAGCCCCAGGCUAAAGUUCCAAAUACAAGCGACGUGAGGCUUGCGGGGGGCUUUGGAGGACGGAGAGUAUAAGGUAAUUAUGGCAAGUUGUAACGAACGGCGAAGCUAUAUGAACUCCAAACUUAGGUAGGCUUACGAUAUCCAAGUGGGUUUGGGGAUACGAAUUAUGGUGUACUCAGCCCGAUGAGUAGCUAAAAGGCCUUGUAUCUCUAUAGAGCUCAUUUAAUAUUUGUGGUGUGGUGUGCUAUGAUAGAAAUGUUCUAUGAUACCUACCUAGGUAGGCAAGUUGCAGCACUCGCAUCGUCCGUUCUAUUCCCGGCGC
Fusarium redolens is the source of this 1697-nucleotide messenger RNA. RefSeq lists its product as uncharacterized. The transcript has 2 exons. NCBI's taxonomy places the organism in Eukaryota, Fungi, Ascomycota, Sordariomycetes, Hypocreales, Nectriaceae. Gene Ontology annotation, cellular component: Rad51B-Rad51C-Rad51D-XRCC2 complex; replication fork; centrosome. The record is from RefSeq and is a predicted model, not a curated record. The coding region runs from base 161 to 1447 and encodes 428 amino acids. Gene Ontology annotation, molecular function: four-way junction DNA binding; single-stranded DNA binding; ATP-dependent activity, acting on DNA. Gene Ontology annotation, biological process: DNA strand invasion; telomere maintenance; double-strand break repair via homologous recombination.